Messenger RNA from Fonsecaea monophora, 1200 nucleotides. RefSeq lists its product as hypothetical. The record is from RefSeq and is a predicted model, not a curated record. The coding region runs from base 1 to 1200 and encodes 399 amino acids. NCBI's taxonomy places the organism in Eukaryota, Fungi, Ascomycota, Eurotiomycetes, Chaetothyriales, Herpotrichiellaceae. The transcript has 3 exons. Gene Ontology annotation, molecular function: flavin adenine dinucleotide binding; acyl-CoA dehydrogenase activity.
AUGGAGACAAGCUGUUUCACCGAGGAACAAUUGACCGUGCGUGAGGCUAUUCAGAAGAUCUGUGCUCGAUUCCCGAACGACUACUGGCAACAACAUGACCAAACUGAGACCGAUCCUAAGGAAUUGCAUGCCGCACUGGCGGCUGAUGGUUGGCUUGGUAUUGCACUUCCGGAAGAAUUUGGCGGCGCAGGACUGGGCAUUUCCGAAGCGACCAUGAUGCUGCAGACAAUAUCUCAAUCCGGUGCAGGCAUGGCAGGUGCUCAAUCCAUUCAUGCCAAUGUCUAUGCGACGCAACCACUGGCCAAGUUUGGAAAUAAAGAUCAACUACAAUCUACAAUCCCGAACAUCAUCAGCGGCAAAUGGAGAGUGUGCUUCGGUGUGACUGAGCCAAACACUGGGCUGGACACGUUGAGGUUAAAGACAACCGCCACCCGGAAGGGGGACAAAUACAUCAUCACUGGACAAAAGAUCUGGAUCACGUGCGCGCAGGUCGCUUCUAAGAUGAUCCUCCUGGCCCGGACAACCCCCUUGGAAGAGGUGAAGAGGCCGAGCGAGGGGCUGUCCAUGUUCUGUAUUGAUAUUGAUAGAUCCAACCCUGCACUGGAACUCAAAAAAAUAAAGAAGAUGGGCGGACGAGCUGUUGACGCCAAUGAGGUCUUUUUCGAUCACUAUGAGGUGCCAGAGAACACUCUCAUUGGAGAAGAGGGUCAAGGAUUCAAGAUCAUCCUGCAUGGAAUGAAUGCAGAAAGGUGUCUCCUCGCGGGAGAAGCGCUUGGACUUGGUUAUGCAGCGGUCGAGAAGGCUGCACAGUAUGCCAGAGAGAGAGUUGUCUUUGGCAGACCCAUUGGGAAGAACCAGGCUAUUGCACAUCCUCUGGCUGACGCCUACAUGAACCUAGAAGCGGCCAAAUUAGCAGCGUAUCAUGCUGCUCGGUUAUAUGAUCGGAGCAGAACGGAUGCCACCAUCAGCCCCCAUGCGGUGGGAGUCGCAUGCAACAGCGCAAAAUAUUUGGCGGCCGAGGCAGCAUUCAAGGCUUGUGAGAGAGCGGUCAUGAGCCACGGUGGUAUGGGCUAUGCCAUGGAAUACGACGUGGAGAGAUACAUGAGGGAAAUCUUUGUUCCUAGGAUCGCUCCGAUCAGUCGAGAGAUGAUUCUGAACUUUGUGAGUGAAAAGGUCCUGGAGCUACCUAGGAGUUAUUGA